UGGUUGGCUGACACUUGGCUCUCGCAGCCCCAAGCGCGCCAUGCAGAGCUUGUUGAGCCUCACGGGGUCUGGAGAGAACUAAUGUACCCCACCUGCCCCGUCGUUCUCACGCGCCCUUGGGAUGGCCAGAAGCAAAAAAUUGUCACGCCCUCUCUCUCCCCGCCCCUCCCUCCUCCACCACCACCCGCUUCGUCAUGCCACAGACUCCCACCUGGCAACUGCGCUCCCCUCAAAACUUACCAGUUACCAAACCCCAGCCGCAUUCCAGAAGACUCUUGCCACAAGGUUCCAUGCAUGCAUCUUGACCCCGACCCCGAACGCGCCAGCCAUUCCACGGCAUCAUUGCCUAGCUGGGUCAGGAAUUGGGCGAUUAUUAUCCCUACGUGUAUAGUUCCAUGA
Molecule: messenger RNA, 399 nt
Organism: Bipolaris victoriae FI3
Lineage: Eukaryota; Fungi; Ascomycota; Dothideomycetes; Pleosporales; Pleosporaceae
Exons: 1
Source: RefSeq, a predicted model, not a curated record